Messenger RNA from Daktulosphaira vitifoliae (grape phylloxera), 1386 nucleotides. RefSeq lists its product as uncharacterized. NCBI's taxonomy places the organism in Eukaryota, Metazoa, Arthropoda, Insecta, Hemiptera, Phylloxeridae. The record is from RefSeq and is a predicted model, not a curated record. Bases 1 to 1386 code for a protein of 461 amino acids. The transcript is spliced from 4 exons.
AUGGCACCGUUAGAGAGAGGAGAUCGGAUCGUCAUAAGAUAUUAUGACUACUUGCAAAAUUUAACCGUUAUCAAAGUAAAUGACAAGAAUCGUGAACAGCCCGAAGAGUAUCGCGUUAAACUUCAAGGAAUAAGUGGAGAAUUUUUUGACACGUCCUCGAUGAAUAUCCUUACCAAUGUCAUCAAAAAGAAAGAAAUAUUUAACAUCGCACUCAUUGACAAAAAUGAACUCGUAUUAACACAUUCAACAUCUAAACAAUGUCUCAACACUCAGAUUUGGAAUGCUGAGAAUUUGAAACCCAAAAACGUCGGCAAUAAAUAUGAGAAGACUUAUGCAAAGAAGAACGCAUAUAAACCUGGACUUAAGCCGAACAAUUACGCAACAUAUAAUGCCAAACGUUAUACGGCCCAAGAUAGACUUAUGAAAUACCGUAAAACUGAGGAGCUACAAAUCGUUCAUCAAACUAAUAAAUUCAAACAGCCCGAAAAUAGACAACUGUACAACACCGAUAAUACACGUUAUUCAGCUCAAGACCGACUUAAAAAAUACAAGAACAUCGUUACUUCAAAAGAACCGCAGCUUAAACAAUAUGACAUUAAGACCACAGAUAUGAACCGAUUUGAAAUUGAAGAAAAAUGUUGCAAAGAACAAAAUCUCAGCACCGACAUAACAGAAGACCCAUGUACUAAGAAACGUACAUUAAAACUAGGCGAGACGCAAAAAAUAAUGAUAGUUCAAAAACGAACGAAGACAUGUUAUCUGGUACACACGAUGGAGAGUAGAAAGUCGGUAAUCACCUUGUGUGAUAAACUACGAAAAAUUGAAAAUAACUUAAAACGUAUCGAGAAAGUUGAGAAGUAUGACAUGUGCUUGAUAUUUUUUGGCGCUGAAUGGUACCGUGGGAAAAUUAUGGACGAGACGAACGAUGGUAUGUUGAAAAUUUACUUGAUUGACACAGCACAAGUGAUGUUCUUUAAUCGAAAAGAAGUCUACGAGAUGCCAAAGCAUUUCGAAGGAGAGUCAUUAUUAAUUGAAAUCGUCGUAACACCUCCGCCAAAUGAAAUGCUGACUACUGUUUUUGCUAACGUAGAAGCAAUAAAAACUAUUGGACCGAGUACGGUGCCUUCAUCGUGUAUUUCAUAUCCUAACCAACCUGUUAAUUAUCCUGUUGUUGAUACAUCAUUGUUUAUUCCAUUGCAUAGAUGUACAAUUUUGUCAAAACUUACAGUCUCGAUUUCUUCAGAUGUCAACGUUAUUGGUUCAGCCAAUAGUUUAUUUCGUCCAUUCUUCAAGUUAGACAUUCUAAGAUCAGAUCCAUUGGUGGUUAUCGGGAUGUGUGAUGGCUUACGGGGACUUAGCCCUUUUGAAAUAAUUAUUCGUAAUUGA